AUGUCUCAUGAUCGUACUGCCCCGAAGAAUAGUAUCGAACACAGUCGUAAGAGGAAGAGUAACGCUUCUCUUAAGGCAGCCGCCCAUCUUCACAAUAACAACUACACGGAUCACUAUAUCCACACAGGCGCUCUACCACAAAAAAAUGUGAGGAACACAGAUAACCCUGUUGAAGGAUACCCUAACCUUCAAAAGCUGUUUCGCCUGAAAGAGAAGCAAAUUGCAAAUCAUUCAUCAGCGCCUUAUGGUUGCAGGUUGGAUAUCGAUGAGAUGGUGCCAACCCUGAAGAAUUGGAUACACAAUGAAAAAAUAGUAUUUGAUGUUGUUAUGAUUGGGUGCUUAACAGACAACCAAUUCAUAUACCCAUUGCUCACAGGACUUCCUAUCGACAAGCUAAUUUCAAAGCCAGGAUUCUUAUUCAUAUGGGGUAGCGCUCAAAAAAUAAACGAGCUGACGCGGCUGUUACAGAACGACGGAUGGGCCAAGAAGUUUAGAAAAAGUGAAGAGCUUGUCUUUAUACCUAUUGACAAGAAGUCACCGUUUUACCCUGGUCUUGAUAAUGAUGACCAAGUGCUAUUUGAAAAGAUGCAAUGGCACUGCUGGAUGUGUAUAACGGGCACAGUUCGUCGUGCUACUGACGGUCAUUUAAUACACUGCAAUGUUGAUACCGACUUGAGUAUCGAAACAGAAAGCACUCGCAAGAGCGCUAUACCAUCUCACCUCUACAAAGUUGCUGAAAACUUUUCAACAGCGACAAGGCGACUACAUAUCAUUCCUGCAAGAACAGGUACUGAAACCCCUGUAAAAGUGAGACCUGGAUGGGUGAUAAUGAGUCCUGACGUGAUGCUAAACAACUUCGAUUCUAAGCGUUAUCGAGAAGACAUAAAUAAAGUUGGCGCACACCUUCCAAUAAGGAAUGAAAUCGAACUGUUGAGGCCAAAAAGUCCCGUACAGAAGAGAAACUCUUAG
Messenger RNA from Lachancea thermotolerans CBS 6340, 969 nucleotides. It is a transcript of the gene KAR4, whose product is annotated as Kar4p. Gene Ontology annotation, molecular function: mRNA binding. The transcript has a single exon. NCBI's taxonomy places the organism in Eukaryota, Fungi, Ascomycota, Saccharomycetes, Saccharomycetales, Saccharomycetaceae. The coding region runs from base 1 to 969 and encodes 322 amino acids. The record is from RefSeq and is a predicted model, not a curated record. Gene Ontology annotation, cellular component: nucleus; RNA N6-methyladenosine methyltransferase complex.